AUGGAAAGAAAAGGCUCUGGGGAAACUGCAGACAAUGUAAGUCAAUUUCCUCAAGCAGUAACUGUCUCGACGGGCCAACAUGCUUCGUUUUACUGCUCUCUUCCCUUCUUUCGUGAAGGGCCCAGCGUAAGCGUACAUUGGUGGAAACAGGGUGAAAAUGAUUUUUUCAUCCCAGACCCUGACGGGAGAACGAUUUCCGGCGUCAGUACUAAAUUCAGUGGCUUCCUGAAAAUAGCCAAUGUGAGCCGACAGGAUGCCGGAGUAUAUUAUUGUACCAUCACCCGCCGGGGCACUUUAGUUGGCAACGGAACCGGAUCGACAUUAGUUGUGUUGGUUCCGCCAACUCCACUGAAAAUUUACUCUGGAAUUCCCGAGAAGACGGAAUCCUUCUUUAUUCUCUGCGCGACAUCUCCCUUUUACCCAAAGGAUAUCAGCUUCAUCUGGUAUAAAGAUGGUAUAAAAACUACAACGGAUUUAGUUAAUAGCAACAAGCCCACCGCAGAUGGAUUGUAUGAAGCUUCCAGCCGAUUAAAGGUGACACAGUAUGGCCCGACCGGCACCGUUUACACCUGCCUUGUGAAUCAUGUAACUCACCGUGUUCCUGCAGCAGCCACUUACGUUGUCAUCAACUCCGACACAGUUCCGCCAACUCCACUGAAAAUUUACUCUGGAAUUCCCGAGAAGACGGAAUCCUUCUUUAUUCUCUGCGCGACAUCUCCCUUUUACCCAAAGGAUAUCAGCUUCAUCUGGUAUAAAGAUGGUAUAAACACUACAACGGAUUUAGUUAAUAGCAACAAGCCCAUCGCAGGUGGAUUGUAUGAAGCUUCCAGCCGAUUAAAGGUGACACAGUAUGGCCCGACCGGCACCGUUUACACCUGCCUUGUGAAUCAUGUAACUCACCGUGUUCCUGCAGCAGCCACUUACGUUGUCAUCAACUCCGACACAGAUUACGUCAAUUACGUCAUGAUUUCGAUAUGCGCAGUGAGCGGUCUUGUAUCGUUGCUAUUGGCUCUUGUCAUUGCAAAGCGUUGUAUUGCAAGGAAAAUUAAAGGUACGCGGAAGGAAGAAGAAAGAUCCGAUGUUAUUGAGCAACUGUCCAUGGAACGUGCGAGUGAAGCGAUGGUGCCUUAUGCUGCGCUAAAUCUGAGCAAACCCCGGAAAGUUCCAAGGCAGGUGAAUCAAGAAAGGACGCUGUAUGCACAGUCCCUAGCUGACAGUCAACCUACCAGGGAACCAGCUUACCUGUCAUCUGAUGCCAGCCCCGAUUUGCACAGUUUUUCGUCGGCUCCAACCAAGCAGAAACCAAUGCAUGGUAAAGUGAUUUCUACGACGGGAAACAAGACAGGAGAAAGCGGCACAACUGCGCCCAUUGCUUUCCGUGAGCAGUUGCACUUUAGUGAACAGUUGGACUUUAGUCUGCUUUCUUUCCCACAGCCAGCCGUCAAUCAAUUCUGCAACCUGUCGAUAAUUACUAUUCUCUGA
Amblyraja radiata (thorny skate) is the source of this 1482-nucleotide messenger RNA. Its product is annotated as tyrosine-protein phosphatase non-receptor type substrate 1-like. NCBI's taxonomy places the organism in Eukaryota, Metazoa, Chordata, Chondrichthyes, Rajiformes, Rajidae. The coding region runs from base 1 to 1482 and encodes 493 amino acids. The transcript has 9 exons. The record is from RefSeq and is a predicted model, not a curated record.